GAGAGCUCGUCCUCUUUGUCCAUUUGUGAGGAGGAGGAGGAGGAGCAGCAGGAGCAGGAGCAGUCAUGGCUUCUAAGGAGAUCGCUGCAGCUGCUUUCGCCGCUGUGACUAAGGACAUGACAGAAAGUAUCAGGAAGAUUAUUGAUAAGUCCUCAAUCAAGUUUAUAUGUGGCAUCAGGCUGGACACCAAAAAUGGGAAAACAGAAGACAGAGUGCUGGUCCUCACAACAUGGCGGCUCUAUUUUCUGGUGCCCAAGAUUCCAGCAAAGGUAGAAAGCACUUUCAACUUCUUGGAGAUCAGAGCUUUGAAUUCCCACCCUGAACACCAAGUUAUUAUUGACACGGACAAGCUCAGCUACUCCCUAAGGUUCGAGUCCCGUGAACAUCUCAAUCAUGUCGUCAGCCAUAUUAACUUCACCCUGUCUCGAAUAUUCAGCAAUUCCAUUUUUGCCCCUUCCAUCUGUCAUUCAGACAGUGACCUUUCAGAGGGCAGCAGGAAGUAUUCGCCCAGCUCAGAGACCUCAGUGGAAACCCAGAGAGCCUGUGGAGGCUUCUCGGAGACCUACGCCGCUCUGUGCGACUAUAAUGGUAUCAGCUGCAAGGAGGAAGUGCAGUGGGAUGUGGAUACCAUCUAUCACUCCCAGGACAGCAGAGAGCUCAACCUUCUGGACUUCAGCCACUUGGAGAGCAGGGAUUUAGCUGUAAUUGUUGCAUCCAUGGCGUACAACACCUGGUUUACCAAACUCUACUGCAAAGAUUUGCGAAUAGGGUCAGAGGUCACAGAGCAGGUCCUGCAUACAGUCAGCAAAUCAUCCACCUUGGAAGAGAUCACCUUGGAGAACGCUGGGCUAAAAUCAGAUUUCCCUCAGAAGAUGUCAGCUGCUCUUUCAGAGAAUCCUGCUUCUGUUAUCCACUCCCUCAACUUGGCCCACAAUUCUUUGGACAACCAAGGUGUGUCCAACUUAAUCCAGCAGAUGUGUCGCCUCAGUAAAGGCCUUCGCCUCCUUAACCUCUCCAAGACUUCACUCACCUCUAAAGGAGUGGUGUCUCUGUCUCAGGCUCUGUGCUCCUGUGAUGAGUACUCCAACUCCCUUCUGCACCUGGACCUGAGCAAGAACCCAGGAGUCCUCUCGGGAGAGGACGCCUCGAACUUGUACCUCUUCUUGUCUCAGCCCAACUGCCUGGUCCACUUGGAUCUGUCGGGCACGGAUUGCUCUGUGGACACACUGUUUGGAGCUCUUCUCAGGGGCUGCUGUGCUGAUCUGUCAUUUUUGAAUCUUUCCAAAAACUCCUUCUCUCACAGAAAAGUGAAGGACACACUGCCAUUGUUCCGUCAGUUCUUCAGCUCGGCCUUCAGCCUCACUCACGUCAGUCUGGCCUCCAUGAAGCUCCCCUCUGAUGUCCUGAGGGCUCUCCUCUUUGGGUUAACUGCCAACCCUCAUAUUAAUGACCUUCACUUGGACAUCAGUGGCUGUGAGCUGAGGUCUGCGGGAGCUGCUGUAAUCCAGGAGCUCUUCCCCAGAGUCUCCUCUGUGGCCACACUGGACAUUUCAGACAACGGGCUUGAUGCUGAUUUGCUCACAGUGCUACCAUCCCUCUCCAGACACCCCUCCCUCAAACAUCUACAUUUGGGCAAGAACUUCAACAUCAAAAACAGGCUGCUAGAUGAAGUCCUGCAGAAACUGGUCCAUCUCAUACAAGAAGAGGAAUGUGGCCUGCAGUCGCUUUCGCUGACUGAUUCACGCCUCCGCUCGAGAGGCACGGUGCUAGUCAAUGCUCUCGGCAGCAACACCUGCCUGAGGAAAGUGGACCUGAGCGGGAACAACAUGGAUGACAUCGGUGCCAAGAUGCUAAGCAAAGCCCUUCAGAUCAACACCACACUCAGGAGUGUGAUAUGGGAUCGCAACAACACCUCUGCAGCAGGAUUUCUUGAUGUGGCCCGUGCACUUGACCAUAAUUUCACAUUGCAGUACAUGCCUCUACCCUUAAGUGACAUCAGCCAGGCCUACCGCAGCGCCCCUGAGAGGACAGAGCAGGCACUGACCAAGAUUCAACGUGCUCUGGUGAGGAACAACCAGACGCAGCGUUUCUCUCAGCGUCAGGCUCUACGGCUGCACCAAGGCCUCGUUACGAGCACUGCCGAACAGGUGAUGGAGCGCCUGUGUGUGCGCGUCCAGCAGCAGGUGCGUAUGCUACGAGGUGUUGGAGAGAUGGAGGAGCUUCAAGCUGCUAAACAAGUGCUAAAAGAGGCCAGAAACUCCCGCGCUCUCUACCCCUCACUGUGUGAGCUGGCCCAUGUGUUAUCUGUGGACGGCCCGGUGAAGCAGCGGCUGGACUGUCUCACUGGUGAACUUGCUAAAGCUGCAGACAAGGAGCUACAGGUCAUUGUUGACUCGAUGGUGUCUCUUUGUCGUGAGCUCUGUCCCUUAUCAUCAUCUGCAGCAGAGCGGUUGAGUCCUCCGCUCUCGUCUGUUUCUGAGCGCGUGUCCAUUCCUCGCUCUUCCAUCCGCACGGCCCUGAUGGAGAGAGCUGCACAGGACAUUCAUCGAGCCUUGGAGGAAGUGAAGCUGUCAGUGGUUUCCUAUCUCACCAACUCCAUUGUGGACCAACUCUUGCAGGAGCUCUACACCACCCAUAAGUCCCUUACCCGGCAGGUGUCUCAGCUUAAUCGCUGGGAGGGGACUUGUGAAGACGGAACAGGCUGGCGGGUUAACAGACAUCGAGACUCUCUGGACAUCACUGAUGAGGAGCUCAGCACCAGCAUAGACACAAUAGCAAUUAAGAAGCGCAGCUCGAGGACACGACGAAUCCGACCCGUUUCCACCAGGCUGAGCCUGUGUGAUGACUCCAGCUCCUCUCCGCCUCCCUCUCUGCCAUCUUACUCCUCACCGCUGUCUCGCUCUGUAUCCUGGGAGGGCCUGUCAGAGCUGCCUACGCAGGGUCUGCCACUCCACCACGUGACCCAGGUUCGGCCCAGGCCUCCGCGGAGGCACAAAGGAGGGCACAUGCCUGCUGAGACACACUGCAGUGAAAAUGGAGGAUUAAGUCCUCUAGAUGAUGGGAUUCCAGAUUUCUACACUAAAAGAGUCCUCCCUGACAGUCAGCUUUCCUCUCUGCACAAAGUGCACUCUCUGAGGAGGAAGAAGAGGCGGAACAUGUUGGCAAUCUUCGGUUUCCGGAAAAACCGCAGUCAAACUGUGUCCACUCAGGGGCCUGAGACUGAAACUGAAGUGGAUGGUGAUGGUUGCCACACCGUUGCCACGGCACCCAAAGGGACAGCCACAGAGAAUGUAUACACACUCCUUCAGCCCCCAAGGUCAGCUGCCAGAGCUGGGCCUUCAAGUGACGGGGCUGAUGGGAAGACGAGCGACCCCCAUGGGAAAAAUACUCUUGUUCUGAGUCCACCACCAGUGCAGGGGAUUCCACAUCAGAGUGUGGGGGGGGGCAAGCACCCCUUUUAUUCUCCUCGAGAGAAACCAGAAGCAGAUGAACAGCCUGCAGAAACAGACAAGUACUGGGUGGACGACAAGCAGAGAACAGCAGAGGUGCAGCACAUGGAAAUGAGACAGACAGAUCUGCAUGUGGAGAGACAGCGGUUAGAUGACAGGCUACCAGAAAGAACAUUCGGAGAGCCGAAAACAAGCAGUAGACAAGCCGACAGGUGUUGGACUGAGAGCAGACAUUCAGACAGACACAUGGACCGACAGUGGACGGUCGAUAGACACGCGCAGUGGCAGAUCGAUAGAAAGAUGGAAAGACAACGGAUGGGUGGCAGACAGAUAGACAGGUCAUGGUCAGAGAAUAGGUCACCUGACACACAGUCAGACCAUCAUUGGACAGAGAGCAGACGUUCCAUCAGAACGACAGACAGACCAGUCCAGACGCUUCACUUAGCUCAAAGGCCGCUGCCUCCGUACCCAUUAGAUCGGACGCCCUCACCAAAACAGGAAACUGAUCCUCUGACUAACACAGAGGCAGCAGCCACGGACUGGCAUCAGUGUCAGCCGGACGUGCAAGACGACAGACAAGCGUGUCCUGACACUUUCAUUACGUUUACGGACGGAUGGAGGAGCGGGGGCGGUGUCGCUGUGAGCCGAGCUGCUUCCUGUCCAUCUAAACCCGAUCCUCCGCCACAAAGCAGCAAACCGACCCUGUCUAAGCUGAGGCAGCGGCAUCGCCAAGAAAGCUCGAGUGCUCUGCAAGAGGAGGAAGGAGAUGCAGAGAAGGAUCCUGGGAUGAUGGAAAAGAAGGAAAGAGAAAAAAGAAGAGAUUCAGAGGGUCAGCCGCCUCCAAUUCCUGAAAAGCCAAAGACAUCCUCCUAUGUGACUUUUCCAAAAGAAUCUGAGAGGAACCUACCUCCUCCUCCUGCACCACCUCCUCUCAGUAGGCCGGGGUUUGGGUUACCAGACAGAGCUGCAAGUCAAGGAGAAGAAGGACUGAGACCUCAGGCACCAGUGAAACCACAGAGGAACAGAAAGGCAGUGUCUUGUGACACAGGUACAGACAGGGAAAGUCCAACUAACCUCGAAAAGCCUCCGAAUCGUAAACCCCCUAUGAAAAAGCCUCGACUACCCCAAAACAGAAAUAAGUCUCUGGACCUGUCUGACAAUAUCAACUCAGCACCUGGUCACAGCGCCCUGUUGUGAUGCUCGGGAAAUUCACCUGCUAGUGUCCGGCUGAGGGUUGCCAUGACAACUGCUGGUUCAUUUCACCCAGAGAGGAAACAAAGCAACAUGAGAGGGGAGUUGGUGUGAAGAGACGAUGUGGAACAGUGUGCUAGACAUCAGUCACUGGCUGAUGCUGGACCAGUUUGUAGUGUUCCAACAUCAGCCUCGUGUUGAAUCAGUCGCUGUCUUUGACUGAUGUUCC
Messenger RNA from Thalassophryne amazonica, 4869 nucleotides. Its product is annotated as capping protein, Arp2/3 and myosin-I linker protein 3-like. Gene Ontology annotation, molecular function: protein binding. The record is from RefSeq and is a predicted model, not a curated record. Gene Ontology annotation, cellular component: plasma membrane; lamellipodium. Gene Ontology annotation, biological process: cell migration; regulation of Arp2/3 complex-mediated actin nucleation. NCBI's taxonomy places the organism in Eukaryota, Metazoa, Chordata, Actinopteri, Batrachoidiformes, Batrachoididae. The coding region runs from base 66 to 4646 and encodes 1526 amino acids. The transcript is spliced from 40 exons.